UCUAGCCCAACUCAAUCCCGUCGCAUUGCGCAAACUUCUAGGCUUCGAAGCCAGCACCCGAACCGCGCGCCAGUCCGCGGCGCUUUCCUCCGUAGUCAGGUCGCAAUGUGGCUAUUCGAGACUGACGGCAAUGUCUUCGAAGGGCGACGGCUUUGGCUCCGGCCAGGCAAACGAUAUCUCUUCGGCCGAACGGACUCGGAACCCGGACAACUGGCCAUCUCUCACAAGACCAUCUCGCGCAAACAUCUGACCAUCGAGGUCGACAAUGUAUCCGAUGGCGACAGCCAACACCUCUCCCGUCGAUCGACCGUCACAAUCGAAGACUUGGGCACCAAGACUGGGACGACCGUAGACGGACAUAAAUACAAGGGCGAGAAGCAUGUCGUGGCCGCAGCUUCGGCAGAGAUUAAGAUGGGUGGCUGCCCUGACUUGUUCCGCUUGACCUGGCAACCUGUGGCGCUCACGUUCAGCUUCUCGAGCCGAGAAAUGCAGUCCGACCCCUUUUCGCGACUGCGUGUCGACCUUGAGCAGCUUGACGUGAAGUUGUUGGCGGAUUACAACAUUCAGCAUACGACACAUGUUGUCACAAAGAAGCGCAACACUUCCAAGGGAUUGCAGGCGCUGAUCAACGGAAGGUACAUUGUUGCAGACUCCUUCGUGGAUGCCAUUGUUGCCGCCGCGACACCCCCAGAAGAUGACGAUAUCACUGCCUCCUCUGCUUUGGAAACGGACUUUGAUGGCAAUUGGCCAGAUCCGUUGAAACAUCUGCCUCCUCGCGGUGGGGAGCCUGUCGAAAGGCCCCCAUCCGCAUAUGCGCCAGACGAGGCCCGCUUGGAAAUCUUUGAGGGGUACACCUUUAUUUUCUACGACAAGGGGCAGUUUGACAAUCUUCUGGCGCCUAUCACCAACGGCAAGGGCAAGGCUCUAUACACAAAGGUUGAUCCAAAGUCAACAACAGUAGACGAUUUUGUUCUCUACGUUAAAACGGAAGCUGGCGAGAAAGGCCUCGGUUCAUUCGACGACGGUAGCGAAGGGCGAGGUGUCGUAGUUGUCCGCUUCGUACCGAACAAAGGCGACGCUGUUGACUGGUAUGCCGACUUUUUCACCCAGGUCUCUCUUCGACUUGAUCAUAGACCCAUCGAACAAAACGAGUUCCUCGAGGCCAUCCUCAUCAAAGAUGCCAGCAUAUUGCGCCGGCCUUUGGAGAUGGACCCGACGCAGGGUCCGGCAAGCACAGCACCGCAAGAAGAGGUGGCAAGAGUUGACUCCAAUUCAAUGGAUAUAGAUCAGCCGGCUACGUCACAGAAUACGCUUCAAGAGUCUGCGCCCAAGCCUAAGCCUGCUGCUACCAGAAAUCGGGUGCGAAGGGCACCGACGAGACGCUUUGCUGGAUUUGACGCGGAUGAUGACGAUGACGACGCCUUCGCCCCUCCCGUGGCCGAGAGCAAAUCGGUCGAGGCCGACGCUGAGGACGAGGGAUUAUUCGUGUCUCAAGACGCACAUGCACCAAACGAGGUAGCCGAUCCAUCGCCAGAUACGAACAGACGAUCCCAAAGGAAACGCCCUGCAACACAGGACGAUGACAUUGAGGAUAUUAUCCCGACAGCUGCCGCAGUCAAAAGGCGAAGGAUCGCCGCCGGAGAAGAGCCUGUCCCGCGAAACGAAUCACCCGAGCCCGCGGAACCGGAGCCAAAGCCCGCUCCCAAGGUCAAGAAGGUGAAGAAGGAGAUUGACGUUCUAGACGUUGCCCGUCAGCAGAGAGAAGCGAUGGAGGCUCGCCUCAAGGCAGAGAAGGAAGAUUUAGCCAAUUUGCCUGACGAUGUUGACCUGGAGCAAAUCCGCCGGUUGCAUAUCGUCGAGGAGAUGCCUCUACGGCAACCACCAGCCAACAGAAGUCACGAUAAAGACGAUGAGAAUGGCAGGUGGGAUCCACGGUGGAACGGGAGGAAGAACUUCAAGCGCUUCAAGCCGCGAGGUGAACUCACGGGGCGGCCACCUCAAAAGGUCAUUGUGUCCCUGACGCAAGUCAAGCCCAAGGAUUUUGGCAUAGGAGAUGAUUACUGGCUAGAGGACGACACUCAGCGCAAGAAGAAGGGCAACGAGAGCCAGAAGAGCGGCACAGCCCAGGACGAGCCCGCUCCCCCGCCACCACCGCCGCCUGCAUCCCGGCCGGCAUCGCGACAACACCGUGUAGUCCUAAGCGAUGACAGUGAAGAUGACGAUAUACCCGAUACCCAAGCUGAGCCCGCACCACAGCCAGAGCCAGAGCCCGAACCUGAAUCAACGCCGGCGUCACGGUCGAGGAGUACGCGCGCGACGACAACGACGCAGUCACAGAAUACCACGCAGAGCCAGUCGACGAGACAGACUCGCGGGAAGAGGGCCGCGCCGGAACCUGCCAAGGAGCCGCCGGCGAAGAAGCCGAGAGCCGCGCGGAAAGUUAUUGAAGUUGCGGAUAGUGACGACAGCGAAGAUGAGCUCAAGUUCAAGUUUGGCCGGCGGCGUUGACGGGGCACAGGGAGGGAGUGGUAAUGAUGAUGUAUGACUUGCAUUCGCGACGGGCGCUGCUUCUAUUGUUAGGGGUAUCUCUCUAUCCGUAUUCUGCAUGCAGGCUCGACCUGUUGAAAUACAGGCGUCUACUGCCGCAUCUUGCUUAUAUGUGCCUCUCGGUGCCAUUGCUUAUGUGAAAUUGAAAACCAUACCAUGUACAUCAGUCCAUCUCGUCCAUCGCGCUCGGCUUCGAGCCCUCUUCCUCAUCCACCAACAACCCCACGAGACACGCGGAGAGCAUGGUCUCGUAGUUCACCCAGGGGUGAAUCUCCCCAAACAACUUCGUCCCAUCACGCCCCGCGCCGCGCAGUAACUCGGGCUCGCCAGCCGGGUGGUACGGUAGAUACGGCGUAAUGUUAUACACUCUCCCACCCAACGCCAUCCACGCAUCCUUGCCCUUCCUGCCCGUCAUCUUUUUCAACAUCGAGGGCGUGACUUUGAGGUAGGGCGUCGAGGGCGGUAGGUUGCGCAAGUCUGCGUUGGGGCCUGAGAUGCGCGCCCAGUCGAGCGGGGAGUGACCCGGCGUAAGGAUGACUUUGCGCGUUGGUUUCGGAGCCUUUGCGGAGUGGGUUGGCGGCGGCGCGAGGGAGGAGCCGAGGGAAGAACUUCCGGGUGCCGGACCGCGGUUCGGUACGGGGCCGCGGGCGCGUUGGGGGGAGUUCACUGCUGGGAAGGCGGCUAGGCGGGGAGGGACUGGGCCGCGGGGUGUUGGGGCUGGUGGCGGCAUCAUGUUGGUUGAGGUCGUUGAUGGCGGAGGAGGGGGCGGCAUGCUUCCUUUGCCGAGAGAGGAUCCUGAUGGCGAAGAGAGCGAUGCGCCAAGGGAGGGCGGUGCCAUUGCCUUUGAGGGUUCUUCGAGAGUGAACGAGGGUACGGAAGCGGUAGGAGCGGCUGGGGUUGCCUUUGGUGUUGUUUGUUCUUCGGCUUCUGGCUCGGUUACCGUGGGCGGCGCGGGAGUGGAAGGGCUCGGGGAGGAGCGGCGGAUGACUGGCGGAGGAGGAGGAGGCAUAGAGACGGCGGUCGCGGUGUUGCGCGGUGCCGGUGCGGGUGCGGCGACGGGGUCAUCAGGGAGGUUGAGCGUUGGCGGGGGAGGGGUAUCGCGCGGCUGUUCCUUGGUGGAGGGCUCGGGGGCGUGCCCGUUCGUGGUGGUUGUCGAUGAGGCCGUCGUCUUUGACUCAUGUUGGUCGCUUGGCGGUGGAGGAGAAGAGGACUUUGACCGCGAGGAAGGCGGUAGGAGCUUUGUGUCGUUUCGCCAGGCGAGGAGGAAGGGCGGCAUGAAGGGGUGUAUCCAUGGCGGAGGGGCGACGAUGACCCAGACGAAGGAGGCGAGAAUGAGAGAGACGCCGAUAUAGCCCAUGAUUACAACCCGGUGAUGGGCCGUUGGCCACGACGGGGGUGAUGGGUUGGGAAAAGAGAGGUUGAAAGAAAGGAGAAGGUAGCGAACGUUGAAGCGUAGUUGAGGUUGCAGCUGAAUGCUAUGGGAAGCUGCGGUUGUGGUUGUGUCUCUUUCGCUUGAGGUUCUGCGCAAGAUGGGAAAUCUUUGUCAGCUUGCAGCGGGUGCAACAUUGACUUGGGCUUUCCGAGGCCGCUGAGUGGUGCAAGCUUUAGCUCGCGGGCUGCUAAGCGACAAGGGGAGCACGGGGUUCACUGGCGGGGUUCGAGUCUUUCCAGGCUGUUCAGUAGUAUGACGCGCUACGGGUACAGUAGUGAAGAGGUGCGCUAUUCAGGUGCAGGCUGCAAGAGGGAAAAGAGGAUGAUGAGGUAAGCGGUGCAGAAAGGGUACGUACUCGACGCUAAGGUGAUUUGAGCCGGGCAACCAGCCAGACCCCCGGGACACGGGCUGACGGGUAGAAAGAAAAAAAGAAAAUAAACGAGAUGGAACCACCCGGACCCCGACGCCAACCAAAACAAAAAUAACAAGACACCCAUACCACCACACCAAGAGCCUACGGAGUAGAGGAGAGGGGAGGAGAAAAAAGGGAAAAAAGCAUAGAAGAUCGAAAGGUGACAUGUCACCGCCGCCGGGUCCCGCUAACCACUCACCAUUUGCAGACUAGGGGAACUUACUGGCCGCCCCUCCACGCCUUGCCCUGCCUGUUGCUCGAAUCCUCACCGAUCACAACCUACAGGGACUGGGUGCCGAGGCAGACAAGGCAGGGUUGGUGGAGUUUGAUGGUCGUCUUUUGUGCAGGAUGCCGUUGUGUUGAAGCCGCAACGCAUGAAUAAACAAAUGCCAAUCGAGAUGAAUGAUGGGGAAGGAUGGCGAUAGGAGG
Messenger RNA from Colletotrichum scovillei, 4820 nucleotides. Its product is annotated as FHA domain-containing protein. NCBI's taxonomy places the organism in Eukaryota, Fungi, Ascomycota, Sordariomycetes, Glomerellales, Glomerellaceae. Gene Ontology annotation, cellular component: Mre11 complex. The transcript has 5 exons. Gene Ontology annotation, biological process: double-strand break repair via homologous recombination; mitotic G2 DNA damage checkpoint signaling. Gene Ontology annotation, molecular function: damaged DNA binding; protein binding. The record is from RefSeq and is a predicted model, not a curated record. Bases 106 to 2508 code for a protein of 800 amino acids.